GAUGCUGUCUGGGUUAGAGAGCAAGGCUUAUGAGGAGAGGUUGAGCGAGCUCAGGCUUUCUUCAGAGUGAAGGAGAACGAGAGGUGACUUGAUGGAGAUGUACAAGAUGAUAAGAGACACAGAUCAAGUGGACCGCCAGGGACUUUUUCCCAGGGCAGAAAUGGCUAAUAUGAUAGGGUACAAUUUUAAGAUGGCUGCAGUAAAGUAUGGGGGGGGAUGUCAGAGAUACAUUUUUUUUUACGCUGAGAGUGUUGGGUGUGUGGAAUACCCUGCCAGGGGUGGCGGUAGAGGCUAAUGGAGGAUAGUAAAACUGGAGGGCUGUGUCAGAGGGAAGGGUUAGAAUGAUCUUGAGUAGUUUAAAGGGUCAGCAUGACAUUGUGGGCUGAAGGGCCCACACUGUACUGUACUGAUCCACGUUCGCGGCCACGCCAGAUGCACUGCUGACUGACUGGUGUCCGGUGUGUGGCUUCUCCGCAGGAGGCGGUCCUGACCACGAUGGACAUCGUCAACGAUGGAUUUGGCUUCAUGCUGGCCUUCGGGGACCUGACCUGGGUCCCCUUUACCUACAGCCUGCAGGCCCACUUCCUGGUGUCUCACCCACAAGAGCUCAGCCCCGCCGGGGCAGUGGCCAUCAUCCUCCUCAACGCCCUCGGCUACUACAUCUUCCGCAGCGCCAACUCGCAGAAGAACACAUUCCGCAGGAACCCCAGCGACCCCAGGGUGGCAGGCCUGGAAACGAUCCCCACGGCAACUGGGCGGCAGCUGCUGGUGUCGGGCUGGUGGGGCCUGGUGCGUCACCCGAACUACCUGGGGGACCUGAUCAUGGCGCUGGCCUGGUCUCUGCCCUGUGGUCUGGGCCACGCUCUGCCUUAUUUUUACGUUGUCUACUUCACGGCGCUGCUGAUCCACCGCGAGGCCAGAGACGAGCACCUGUGUCGCAGGAAGUACGGCUCGGCGUGGAACACUUACUGUGGCCGUGUCCCGUACCGCAUCUUCCCCUAUCUGUACUGACGAGGGAGUCGGGGUGCCGGCUAGCCGUCUGCUAUCUCCUCGCACCCUCGCUUCUCCAGCCCCACCCGUCAACUCGAGGGGAAUUUCUGAGUUCAAACCCUGCUCGGUAACUGGUGGAUGUCCACGGCCGCGGGUGUCACGUGACCGGUCCAGUCCUGUUGCUGCCUCUGGUGUGCGCCUCAGUGGAAGCCGUCGGACGAAGCUCCUCGCUCUCCUCGGUCUUCAGCCAGCCGCGUUGCACUGGCUGAGGCCGGUGUUUGAAAGAUGAGCUUGAAGGACAGUGAAAUGCCUGGUUUGCGUCAACCGUCUGAGUGUUGUCACAACGUGCGUCCUACCCGUAACCGCGAGGAUUUCCUCCGGGUGAUCCGGAUUCCUCCAGUGUACCGGUUAGGGUUAGUGAGCCGCGGGCACGCUACGAUCCACGACGGACACGUGCGGGCUGCCUCGUAAAAUCCUCACUGAUUUAUCUGGACAAAAAUGGCACAUUUUACUAUAUGUCUUGACAAAUAAAGCUGAUCUUUAAUCUCUUUAAAACUUUUAAAAACACAGAACAAUAAUAAUUUUUCAAAGAAAUAGAACGAUAAUAGAUGGGAGAUGUGGUUGGAUGGGAACGAUCUGCUGAGAUGAAAAACGUGUCUUUUUACAGUUAUUUAGCUUUGUAUCAGGGUGAAACUUUUUGAGACGUGCCUUCGUAGUGAAGAAAUACAGAAAACUGGAUCUCCUGGGGGGGAUGUCAGUGCUGCCUCUGUGUGAGGGAAAAUGGUAAGCUUUUAAUAUUGAGUGUGUGUGUUCUGCAAGUGAGGAUUGUGGGUAAUGUGGUCUAAUAUCUGUCUGGUAGUUUUAAUUUAUUAUCUUAAUAUUACUGCCUUUUAUAUUGGUGGGGGCCGAAUAAAUUAACUGCUUUUAAUCUUA
This is a messenger RNA of Hypanus sabinus (Atlantic stingray), 1923 nucleotides long. RefSeq names its product delta(14)-sterol reductase TM7SF2-like. Gene Ontology annotation, molecular function: oxidoreductase activity, acting on the CH-CH group of donors, NAD or NADP as acceptor. Lineage: Eukaryota; Metazoa; Chordata; Chondrichthyes; Myliobatiformes; Dasyatidae. Gene Ontology annotation, biological process: sterol biosynthetic process. The record is from RefSeq and is a predicted model, not a curated record. Gene Ontology annotation, cellular component: nuclear inner membrane; endoplasmic reticulum membrane. Bases 496 to 1011 code for a protein of 171 amino acids. The transcript is spliced from 4 exons.